Messenger RNA from Chrysemys picta bellii (western painted turtle), 3595 nucleotides. It is a transcript of the gene PIGZ, whose product is annotated as phosphatidylinositol glycan anchor biosynthesis class Z. Gene Ontology annotation, cellular component: endoplasmic reticulum membrane. The record is from RefSeq and is a predicted model, not a curated record. Lineage: Eukaryota; Metazoa; Chordata; Testudines; Emydidae. Gene Ontology annotation, biological process: GPI anchor biosynthetic process. Gene Ontology annotation, molecular function: alpha-1,2-mannosyltransferase activity.
CUGUAAAAGAAAUUGUCUCCAGCGCUCCUGGUUGCAAGAAACCCACAGCCACCAUCAAACGUGAGCUGAGGAUACGUGAUGCAGUAAUUUGCGCCUCAGUCGGCGGCUCGGAGCGACCCGGUUCCUCGCCCUAGGGCUGUUGACUCUGCAACUGAAUGGCACAAUGUAAACGCCAGCGCUGUUAGCCGGUCAGUGCAGAUCGGAGCGCAGCACAGGGCCCUGGGGAGCUACUGUGAAGACAAGCGUCGUGAACGACUCACUCAUGGGAAGAGUGAGACCUUGUCCCUGCUUCCCUCUGCCCCAGACUCCGCUCCAGCGCGCGGUCCCUACCCGCGCGGAGUCCCUCUACGGCUGCAGGCUGGGCCGACGCUGCCGGCUCCGCUUAGCUGCGGCACGUCCCAAGCACCUGCACAAAGACGCAGUCGGGGACAUAAACGCUCCGCGCGCCCCCAAGCCGCGGAAAGCCCGGCCCAGGGAGCUGGGCGGAGGCUCCAGCCGAGGCGGCACAGAGCGCUCAAGGGCAGGGGAGCCAAAGAGGGGAUUCGGAGACAUUUGCCAAGCACGUGGGCGGGCUGUCGGGGAUCUCCCUGAUGUCGGAGGCCCCGCUCUCUAUAGCUACUCCCAGUGGCUUGUCUGGCCCGCGGUUCCGGUUGCCUCACUAGCCUGGGAGGACCAAAUACUCGCGCAGGCCCUGUAGCGGGAGACGAAGCGAGCUGAUCUCCUCAGAGUCGAGAAGCGGCGACCGCAUACGAGAGCACAGCCCCGCCCGGAACAGCCUCACCUACGGUGCCGCCGGCGACUUCAUUCCACCCCGGAGCUCAUUUACAUGGACACAGGCGGAGUGCCCCCUCAGCACCUAAUUGGUUCCCAGGUGUGUAGGCACCACGCCCCUCCCCGUGGACACGCCCCCACAGGGUCAAAGUUACUGAUCCCAUGGCAACUGAUGUUUCUAAUAGUCCAAGUCUGUGACUUUGCCCAUUCAGUUCUGGCAAGUGGAAUGAACUUAGGAUGUCAGCCAAGACUUUUUGGGGGAUUCUUGCUCUGCUCCGAAUUUUCUGGUGUCUUCUUCCUCAGACAGGUUACCUUCAUCCUGAUGAAUUCUUCCAAUCACCUGAGGUCAUGGCAGGAGAUAUUUUAGACCUACAAGUCUAUUAUCCCUGGGAAUUCCUUUCCAGUUCUCCAUGUAGAACAGUUGUGUUCCCAUUAAUUACAUCUGGCAUUACCUACUGGAUGAUCAAGUCUUUGCAACGGCUGGGCAUGUGGUCAAAUGGCAUCAACAGCUACACCCUUCUUGUGUCACCUCGCCUUCUCCUCACCACCUUUUCUUUCAUACUUGACUAUAGCGUGUAUCGGCUAGCUCCUUUCUGGGGUGCGGAUCGGUGGAACGCCCUGGUUCUGCUUGCUGGGUCCUAUGUCACACUAGUAUUUUACACGAGAACAUUUACUAACACACUUGAAGGACUUCUGUUUGCCCUGCUGAUGGUACUAGUAUCUCCAAAAGCAGUUGGUUAUGGAACAGACAUCAGCCAGGCGAAACCUACCAGUAGCAGUCUCAUAGGGAUUAUAACAGUUGCUGGGUUUUUCAACAGGCCAACUUUUCUGGCAUUUGCUUUAAUGCCACUGCUUUACUGGGCAGUUUUAAAUGCCACUUCUCAGCACAGCAUUAAAACUAUUGCAAACCACCUCUUGAAGCUUGUUUCAAGCACAGCUUUCACUGCCAUCAUCUUCACAGCAGCUGACACAUUAUAUUUUACCUCCAUUGGAUCAGAGAUUAGCCUCUACAGCAUUAAAAAGAAUGGCCUGUUAAGCACCAUAGCUCAAAUCAAUCAGAAUGUAAUAGUGACCCCUUUUAAUUUUCUCCGCUAUAAUCUUAAUCCCCAUAAUCUUGCACAGCAUGGGAUUCACCCAAGAUUAACUCAUUUUGCAGUCAAUGGGAUAAUGCUCUUUGGGAUCCUGCACAUUCUGGCUAUCAGUGUUGGUUUGAAAAUGCUGAAAAUAAACAUCCAUCAAUUAUCAUGGAUCAGACUACAUAAUCAUAGGCCACCUACAAUGUUGGUGCUUGCCAAGGGCAAUCCAACAUUAUUAUUAUUCUAUUUUGUUCCUUUGGCAUUCCUUUCCCUAUUCAACCACCAAGAACCUCGAUUCCUCAUUCCUCUUAUUUUACCACUAGUCCUAUUGAUCACACCGCAGAAUAGAACCCUGAAGUGGAAACCCAUCAUUAUUAUUUUCAAUGUUCUUGGUGCCCUUUUGUUUGGGUGCUUACACCAGGGAGGGCUGAUCCCAUGCCUGUCUCAUUUAGAACAGCUCAUACAUUCUACAGAGUCCCUGAACCAUCCAGCACACUAUACUCUGCUCUUUGCUCACACCUAUAUGCCUCCCAGGUUUCUGCUCAGUAUCAAUAAGAGAGACCCACUAGUAGAAAUAAUUGAUAUGGCUGGAACUGAACAAAACACCCUCUGCCAAACUCUGGGACAAUUAGCAAACAACAUUGCCUGUGGGACUAGAGAGACUGAUAAAGAAAGAACUUGUCAUUUUUUUGUUAUAACCCCCGGUACAGUCAGAACAACAAUACAAAAAUGUGGGGUUCUGUUCAAGAAUGAGACAUUAAUAUUUCCACACUUGACAAUGGAAGAUCCACCACAAAUAUCCUUUCUAUUCAGUGAAAAAUGGAGAAGUCAGUUAGGACUAUACAUCCUUCAGAUAGACAGAAAUGAACAGAGCAUUUAGUUAUUAGAGGAUUUAUGUUUCACUUUUUAAUUUUAUUUAGUUCUGGUGAAAGUUGCUCGAUCAACAGUCCUGGAGAUUGAUGUUCUCUCCCUUUAUUCACAGACACAAGUACAGCACAAGCAGUGGGAGUGCAAACUUCCCCAUAUUAUCCCCCCAAUUACCCUCAGCAGUGUUCCUCAGCCCUAUUCUGGAUGGAUGCUAUCUAAGUGUGAGGUCGUUCGAUCUCCAGCAUUGUUUUUACACCAGGAUAAUUUUCCUGCUGGGAGAGGACAAAAUCAGAGAAAAAAGGCUGAAGUUCUUUCUCUCCACAAAACUUUCCAGAUGGUUUUGGGUCAGCUCUUCUUGUGUCAAGUAUAUUGUUUUGUUUUGUUUUUUUUCUUUUAUUAUAUCUCUUUAGAUUAUACUUCUUAUUUAUAUGCAUUAAUGCUGCUGUUAAGCAUUCAGGGCCUCCUCCCAGUAGUUACAGUAGGCUCCAGUCAUGAUAUAGAAUUCAUUUUUAUGAGCACCUCUGUUACAGGAUGGUGCAUGAUCAGAUAUAUCCUCUCAAGGGAUUGUAUCAUGUCCUUGAAAAGGGAGUGGGAUUAGUUUCAUUGUCUAGUAACGUCUAAUGUUUUAUCACUAGCAAGUCAGAUCCUAGGAAUGGAAGCCCCAGGUUCAAUCCCCAAACCAGCCACUGCUUAGUCUUACUGUUCAUUUAUCUUUUCCUGCUACAAGGCCAUUUAUUUGUGGAAACAGUAUAUUUUAAAUUGCCUUUCUAUUAGGAGUGGAUCUGAACCUGAACCCAUACAUCCCUGAACUACAGCGAGGGGAAUUGCAGAAGUUGAACCAAGAUCUGGACAGAAAUUUCACAGGUGACCUCCUUUGGAUA